CCUAUCCGAGGAUCUCUAAUUAAACGAUUUCUUACUCCUUUCCUAGUCUCCAAAGGUGUGCAACCGCAGAUCCAACCGAUAAUUCACAACUUUUUUUGCGCUGGCUUGAUCCUUCUUCGUCUUUUAAGCCUCUGCGGUAUCUAAUGCAGCUUCCUAAGUCAACUGCACUCCUCGAAGUCCCGCAGUUAAUUGCUUGUUAAGUGUAAUUCCGUUGGUGGUCGACUACAGAUGUAGAAAUCGCAUUUUUUUAUCUCUGUGAAAAUACUCAACUAUCGCGAGUGAACUUUAUCCCUACCUGUGGAGCACUGCGGCGAUGCCAAUUUUCCCAUUUAAGUGCACUUGGGAAAAAUUAUAGUGCGAUGCCUAAGACGAGGUCGGAGGUCUUGCUGGAUAUGUUCGGCCACGCUGAUGGCGGCAUUACACGUGCUUACGAGUUAUGCGUGGCAGGAAUGGCGGAGAAGGUGCGCGAGGCGUCUGUUCGUGGCGACGCCCAGCGUCUUGCUCGCCUCCUCGACGACGCCGUCAAACCACUUCCCGAUGAGCACGGCAGAAGCCCGCUGCUCUUGGCAGCAUCCGGAGGGCAUCUUGACGCUUGUACAACGCUGAUCCUCCACGGGAGCGAUGUCAACGCCGCAGACAACUCCGGCUCCACACCGCUUCAACGAGCUGCUGCCGAAGGCCAUCUCGAAGUUGUCGAACUUCUUCUGAAGCAUGGUGCGGAUAUCAGCAAACAAGAUACCAUUCACGGAAACUCGGCGCUCCAUGAAGCUGCGUGGCGAGGAUAUAGCCGAACAGUCGCUGCACUGGCGAAGGCUUUGGGCACGCAACGAGCUCCUUUGCAUGCCCGGAAUCUCGCAGGCUUCGCACCUUUACAUCUAGCCUGCCAGAACGGUCAUAAUCAGAGCUGCAGAGAACUCCUUCUGGCCGGUUGCAACCCAGACUUGCAAAACAACUACGGAGAUACGCCUUUGCACACCUCCGCACGCUACGGACAUGCAGGAGUAACGCGGAUCCUUAUCUCUGCUCUCUGCCGAGUGUCGGACCAGAACAAAAACGGUGACACUGCGCUGCAUAUCGCAGCUGCAAUGGGCCGUCGUAAGUUGACACGAAUAUUACUGGAGGCAGGGUGCGACCGAACGCUAAGAAACAAGCAGGCAGAGACGGCAAAGGACAUAGCUCGCAGAAAGAACCUCUCUGAGAUCCUCGAGAUAAUAAGUAAGGCUCGAAGCAGGAGUCGAGCGCGAAGCAAGAGUCGGGACGAAGAGUCAAAGGACAAGGUAGACGAGGGUGGAGAGGUGCCGCAGGUGAAGAGUGCGGGCAAGGGUGAUAAAAAGCGCGAGAAAACCGGGAGCGGUACAAGCGGUAGCAGAGACAGUAAUUCGAAAAAGGAGAAGAAGAAGCUGAAGGGUGGCAAACAGCACAAAGUGCACUUCGAGAAGGCUGUGGGCAAACAGUGGUCCCCUUAUGGUUGCCACUACUAUCCGGACCCGGACGCGUUCCCUCAGCCUCGACUGGAUUCCCUCCCGUCGGACCCUCUCGCCCGGGGAGAACAAUACUACCUCGACCUUGCUGGAAACAUACGGAAAGGACCGGUCGGCGUCGGUUACACUUGCUAUUGCGCCCCGUUCUUCAGACAUAUGGAGGCCAAGCUCGAGAGAGACAAAGCUGAGCUUAAGGCCCAUAUAGAUCAGGCCCACGAGCGGCUCGACCUCAAGGUUACAAAUCUGGAGCGACGAACCCGCGGCCAAAUUUCGGAAUUGACCCGGUGCGUCGUCGCCGAGAGAGCUCGGUGUGACGAGAGACACCUACACCUCCAGCAAUGGAUUUCUCGUGGUACUCGCGGGAGACACAGCGAGAGGCCACCACGCCUCUCGACCUCUAACCCCCAGCCUCCGACGCGCGCCCGCUCCUUGGAAGAUCUUCUUGACGACAGGCCUCACGACAGGAGUUUCGAAAUACCUGGUGAAACCCCAGCCCACGGAGGCAGCCUUGACGACCUCGACAUACCCGCUAUUCCCAGGCUCAGCAGAUCCAUGCGAGAUAUUCCCUCCGGGUCUGGUACUUCGAGGCCGACAUUGAGGGUCCUCGAUGUGCCUCCGCGACUCAACGAAACUUUCGACGGAGAUUUGAAACGGGACCGAACCUCACCUCUGGGCGCUGCUAUGUCACCGGCGUUGGGCUCGAGACAUCAGGUGCUGCAACAGAUUUCCGGAUCUCACGACCGCGUGACUAACCCUCACCAAACCGACGUCAAUAUGAAUUGCAAAAUUGGCGAAGAAAGUCCCCGCAACGAUUGGAGAGGAGCUCCGGGACGGCGGAGCGUUCACGAAAUGAUAAGACGUUUUCAGAAUGUACCUGGCAUGCAUAACAGAUGGAGGGGACAACGUUCUGGAAGUAGUGAACCGACGAGUCCGGACCAUAGCCAAAGUUCACAAAAUCAAAGAGUUCAGCCUCAAGGAGGUAUGAGCAACGGAUGGCGGGGUGAGGGUGAGGGUAAUGACUCAGAGAGUAGCGAAGGUGAGGAUGACGUUGUGCAGCCGGAACCCGUGAACGGAGGACUCGCCGUUAAAGAAAUAGCAACCGAUGGUGUCCGCUACGAGAGUAUAGCCAGGAUGCCUUACAGGUCUCGUAACGCGGUUUAUAGUCCUACCCCACCCUUACACGACGCGCAUAACGACUCAGGCUACAGUACACGCAUGUACGGGUCAAGCAAGGGUGCUUCUCCUUCCCUGUCAGGGCAAUUAGAAUGUGACGGAAUCAUACCACCAGCAUCACAAGGACCCUACCCCAGCGGUGAGCAGCUAGCUGCUUUACUCGAACAACCACGAGGACGCGAUCUUACCGUUUAUGAACGGACAGCGGACAAUGUCGUAAUCAACAUUGGCGCUGCUAGUUUAGUGUAACAGGAAUACCAGAGAUGUGUUGAACCUAUUAAUAUACCUGCAAUAGUUUCUAAACGGAAUAGAAUUUAUUAUAAAAGCA
This is a messenger RNA of Diprion similis, 2982 nucleotides long. RefSeq names its product ankyrin repeat domain-containing protein 6 (gene dgo). The record is from RefSeq and is a predicted model, not a curated record. The transcript has 10 exons. The coding region runs from base 360 to 2903 and encodes 847 amino acids. Lineage: Eukaryota; Metazoa; Arthropoda; Insecta; Hymenoptera; Diprionidae. Gene Ontology annotation, molecular function: protein binding.